AUGGCCGAGAUACGGUGGGGCCACGGACUUAGUGUACAUGGCGUGGAUUGUAGUGUACAUGGCGUGGAUGGCAUAGUCUCUAGUCCUAAGACACCAGAUAGCGUUACCAAAACUGCAAAGAAGGAAAAAAAGGCAGCAAAGUCUCCCAAGUAUGAAGAUGGAGUGACUCCAAACAGUGAAUUAUACAAAAUGAUUCUUCUAGCCCUUCAAGGCAAGGCCCCCCUGCAGCAUGAUGGGAACGGGAAGGUCCACAUUGGAAACGGAGUCUGGAUUUCAGAAAAGACCUGGGACGACAAAAUCCGUAAGGCCAAUGUGUCUCCUUCUAUCGCAGUGAGAGAUGUGAUGAGCAAAAUUUACACCCCUACUGAAAUGGCAGAACGGUCUCUUGAGGGUGCCACCCCUGUGAAGCCAUACUCGUCUGGCCAAAAAAUUAAAAAAAAGAAGAUGACACCCCAGAAAACUGAAGCAGUGCUAGGAGUCUACAGAGCCAAGACAGUCGCUGCCUCUGGAAGUGAAGAUCCAUUCUUCUUGGACUUGGCAGUCUCCAAGAAGGGGAAAGAUACUUUUAAGUACAAGUUGAAGGAAGCUGCCUCUGCUCUUAAACCAAAGGAUUGAAUUUCUACCCCACUUUUACUUCUGACUGCGGCUAUGCUUUGUUCCCGGAAUUGAUAUUGGAAUUGGAAUCAGAAUUUUUAAAAAUUAAAGGCCAUUUGCCUUUUU
Molecule: messenger RNA, 720 nt
Organism: Thrips palmi
Lineage: Eukaryota; Metazoa; Arthropoda; Insecta; Thysanoptera; Thripidae
Exons: 5
Coding region: 1-615 (204 amino acids)
Source: RefSeq, a predicted model, not a curated record